UGCCAUAAAAUAAAUCUCAAGUUUUACACAUUGAAAUAAUAAAAAAAGUUCAACAACAAAAGCAUUUCUUGGUACUAAUUCUCCAUAUUAUAAGAGAAACGUGUCAAGUCAGUAACUUAACCUGCUACAUUAAGUAACUGGAAAAAUAAAGAGCAAAAUAAAACCAAAGCAAGUCGGAGGAAUAAAUAGUGAAAAAUAAGAGCAGGAAAUAAGGAAAUUGAAGACAGAAAACAAAGAAAAUCUAUAAAAUCAAAAGCUAGUUCUUUGAGGACAUUAAGAAAAUUGGUAACUCUAGCCUAACUAAUCAAUAAUUUCCAAAGUCCUGUCACAAGACUGCUUAAUUUCCUAGAGCCAUCAGAAUCUAAGCAAGCGUCUGUGUACCCCCUUAUUGGGGCCGGCAGCCAUCUUUUCUAGUGCCUUGCUAGCUCAAAUCCCACCUCAUAAUGCUGGAGGACUGCAUCAAGCAGUAUGAAGUAAAAGGUUACGUGGUGAGUGCCAUUGGCUAGGUAAGCCUUUCUUUCCUCAUCUCAGGCUCCUUGUGAGUUACGAGGGGGUGCCGGUCCCUGCUGAUCUGAAGAGGAGGGACCGGACUCUGCAUCCAUCACCCUCGUAGGUAGCGAUCUGUGACAUUCUCAUGGGGUGGUCUGCGUCCAAGGCUGCCCUCGGGGCAACCACCGAUGAACCCACGGAGCCCGAGCCAAAACACCUAGCUGAUCUAAUACAGUACGUAAAUGAAACAAAUAUGAGUGUUGAACAUCUAGCUAAUGUUCUUUCUGAAAAAACUGGAAGCAGCAACUGGGUGGUGGUGUUCAAAGCUCUGGUUACUGUGCAUCACCUCAUGGUACAUGGAAAUGAGCGUUUUAUCCAACAUCUUGCAUCUCGAAACUCUUUGUUCACUUUACACAACUUCCUGGAUAAAAGUGUUAUAGAAGGCUAUACCAUGUCAACUUUCAUCAGACGAUACAGCAGAUAUUUGAAUGAAAAGUCACUUGCAUAUAGACUGAUCGCAUCUGAUAUCACAAAAACCAAGAGAGGGACAGAUGGUAUGAUGAGAACUAUGAAUACUAAAGAGCUGCUAAACAUACUUCCAGUUAUUCAAACCCAGUUUGAUGCACUUCUUAAUUUUAAUGCAAAUCCAGAUGAACUAACUAAUGGUAUAAUAUAUGCUGCUUUUAUGCUCCUUUUUAAAGAUUCUCUUCGUCUCUUUGCAGCCUAUAAUGAAGGGAUACUUAAUCUACUAGACAAGUAUUUUGACAUGAGGAAAAAUCAAUGCAAGGAAAGUUUGGAUAUUUACAUCAAGUUUCUUGGAAGAACAAGCAAACUGGCAGAGUUUCUGAAAGUUGCAGAGCAAGUUGGAAUUGACCAGAGUGACAUUCCAUAUCUUACUCAGGCACCUCAGAGUUUACUUGAAGCACUAAAACAGCAUUUAGCUUCUUUGGAAGACAAAAAUGACAUUUUACCUUCUUAUACGUUCCAACUCCAGUGGGAUCACCUUCCUAAGUGGUUUAUACCCAAGGAGGCUUACAGACCAGAAAUCCUUCUGUUCCAUGGCCUGGAUGUCAGAUGCAGUCCAUGUAGUACCAAAGCAAAAAGAUCCAGAGGUGAAUCAUCCACAUCUUCCAAACAAAAUAAACAUUCACUCAGACAUUCAGUACUCUUGAGAUUAUUCACUAUUGUGGAGGUUACGAACUCUAUUUCUCUUGUUUUAAUUGCUAUCUUUGAAACUUACCCUGCAAAUCUCAUAAAAACUGAAAUUAAUAUGUUAUUUCCACCUCCCAACUAAUGCAAGUAGCUUAGAACACCUUUUUAACUUCAAGGGUGCUCUCCUAACUUACAUACUAGAGUUGGUCAAUAUUUUAGCCUUGUCUUACUUUUUAGUUAAUAUUUAUAUUUAUAUAAACAGGUUUUAUCUAGAUUAUGGGUUUACAAAUUCAUUGCUCACUCUUCUUUUUUGCAUUAUUUCUCCCUUGAAGUACUUCUUUCCCUCUUUCGUUCUCUUUCUUUUCUUUUCUUUUUUCUUUCUUUCACAGGUAGAGAUACAGACAGUGCGAGAGAGAGAGAGAAAGGUCUUCCUUCCGUUGGUUCGCCCCCAAUGGCCGCCAUGGCCAGUGCUGCGCUGAUCUGAAGCCAGGAGCCAGGUGCUUCCUUCCGGUCUCCCAUGCAGGUACAGGAGCCCAAACACUUGGGCCAUCCUCUACUGCCCUCCUGGGCCACAGCAGAGAGCUGGACUGGAAGAGGAGCAACCGGGACUAGAACCUGGCGUCCAUAUGGGAUGCCGGCACAGUAGA
Molecule: messenger RNA, 2288 nt
Organism: Oryctolagus cuniculus (rabbit)
Lineage: Eukaryota; Metazoa; Chordata; Mammalia; Lagomorpha; Leporidae
Source: RefSeq, a predicted model, not a curated record